Molecule: messenger RNA, 1930 nt
Organism: Neohortaea acidophila
Lineage: Eukaryota; Fungi; Ascomycota; Dothideomycetes; Mycosphaerellales; Teratosphaeriaceae
Product: cryptococcal mannosyltransferase 1-domain-containing protein
Exons: 1
Coding region: 142-1812 (556 amino acids)
Source: RefSeq, a predicted model, not a curated record
CACUUUUUUCCCCUUCUAGGCACCUAACCUGUGGCCCUCGCUAUUCUACUUCUUCUGCCUUUCCAUAACCAGCUAUACGCUUUUCCGCCUUCUCUGCGUGAAAUCGUCUGCCUCCCCGUCUGGCGCGCACUCGGGUGGAGCAUGCACGAAAAGGACGCCGAAGCAGCCUUGCUUCUCGGCCAAUGGGAGGACGGCAGUCACGCGCGCGACGGCAGUGACGCCUCCAGCGAGCCCGAGAUCGAGGCACCAACUUCCCUACCUCCCCACCGCAGAUUACGCCUCACGCUGCAGCGCAUAUCACAUCGCUGGCGCGUCCAUCCCGCCAAAUCACUCCGCGCCAACGGCUUCAAGGCGCGGCGGAGGCGCCUGAGCUGUGCCUCGUUCCGCCUGCUCGUCGCCUAUGCCCUCGGGCUUUGGCUUGCUGUCAUCCUCACGUGCGGCAGCUUGUUCCCUUCUUACUCCCAUCCUCCGGCCAGAUAUGCGCAGCUCCGGGAGCGCGUACAGCUCGCGACUUCCCCCGGUGCAGCGAACAUCGACAAUGAAAAGAUCUUCAUCGCCGCCAGCCUGCUCGACAAGAAAGGCGAGCUGACAUCUGGCGCAUGGGGCGACUCCGUGCUCCAACUCAUCCACAUCCUUGGGCCGCAGAAUGUCUUCUUGAGCGUGUACGAGAAUGACGCCGAUGCAGCGAGCAUCGAAGCGCUGCGCGCCUUCCAGCCCCGCCUUCCCUGCGCCUCCUCGCUCGUCAACGAGCACCUCGAACUCAACGACGUCUACCACGUCAAGACCGCCGAAGGCACGUCAGAAGCGAAACGCAUCGCUUUUCUUGCCGAAGCGCGCAAUCGUGCCCUCCGCCCCCUCGAGAACGAGUCCUCCCCCGCCUACCACACGCGAUGGGAUAAGCUCCUAUACCUCAACGACGUCGCAUUCGACCCCAUCGAUGCCGCCAACCUCCUAUUCAGCACCAACGUAGAUGAAGAGUCGGGCAAGGCAGAUUACCGCGCCGCGUGCGCCGUCGAUUUCAUCGAUGCCUUCAAAUUCUACGACACAUACGCCACGCGCGAUCUCGAGGGUUUCAGCAUCGGCCUGCCGCUGUACCCGUGGUUUACCAGCGCCGGGGAAGCAGAGAGUCGAAGAGAUGUGCUGAGCCAGACAGACGCCGUGAGAGUGAAGAGCUGCUGGGGCGGCAUGGUAGCCUACGAGGCGCAGUGUUUCCAGCCAUAUGCGUGGCAGGAAGGGUUUGAAGCGCUGAACAUGGCCGAGGAGCUGGAUUGGAGUGAGACUCCCGUGUCAGACGAGUCCUCUGCCCUCACAACGCGAGGGCCCUUCGACCCCCCACUACGCUUCCGCUUCGAGCGAGAAACGUACUGGGACGCCUCAGAAUGCUGCCUCAUCAACGCCGACCUCGCACAUAUGUCCGGCUCGCAGGGAACCGGCAUCUACAUGAACCCCUACAUUCGCGUCGCCUACUCGCCCCGCGUUCUCAGCUGGCUCGGCUUCACGCGACGUUUCGAACGCCUGCUAUCCCCGCUCCAGUCGCUGGUGAAUUCGCUUUGGCACCUUCCGAAACAUAAUGUGCGCCGGUUACAGCAGCCAGGCGAGGAAGUCGUGGAUACCGUCUGGCGCUGGGAGCCCUCUUCGCAUGCUGGCGAGGCUGAUGGCGGCUCGCAGGGCUCGUAUCAUCAGAUUCGAAGGAUGGCGCAGCCGGGACAGUUCUGUGGGCGGCCGGGCUUGUCGGUUAUUCGGGAUGGAGUGCAGGGUGGGAGACACUGGGCUGGCGCGCCGGUGCCUCCGCGGCCUGUUGGAGGGCAGUAGGCUGCUGCUCUCGUAACGAUUUGAUGAUGACUUGUAUGUUGAAGCGGGCGGUUUAUUGUAUUACAAGGCUGGACGUUUAGUCCGGUGACUGUCGAGAUACCAUGUGAUGCCGCGUAUG